GAGUAAAAAAAAAUAUAUAUGAAAACAUAAAUGGCAUCUUCGAAAACUAUUGUUGAUCAGACAGUUGAAUUAAAAUCUUUUAACGGUUCAGUACACUUUUAACACGAGUUCUCUGAAAGAUUUGAUAUUUUUGGGAUGAAUGCUAAAUUAAUUCUCAUCCCAAUUUUUCUAAUUGGAUCAUGUGUGACUCAGGAUCAACCCAUAAAUGAUGUCAUAUUUGAUGUUUUUUUUAAUGUAACAACUCCAAAUGGAAUAAGUGAUCAAGUAUUAAGAGAAUCGAAUUCUGAAACUACAGACCAUCCUGUUACAACAGUUGGACAAAAAAACCUACCACGUCCACUAUCGGGCAACUCAUUUCAGGCAUGUGGUACACGUAUGGUAUGUGUUCGUCAGUAUCUUUGUAACAAUGGAAAAGUGGACGAUUCUGGUACAAAAUUGAUUGAAAUUCGCCUGGGCUCUGGAUGUAAUACGGGCUUAGAAAAAUGCUGUGAUAUUAGUGAAAUAUCAGAUGAGCCAACUUUAAACCCACUCCCAUCAACAGUUGGAUGUGGCUAUAGAAAUAAAAAUGGAGUUGGAAUAAAAAUAAGUGAACCCACUGAUAACGUAGCUGAAUUUGGUGAAUUUCCAUGGAUGGUGAGAAUUUUGGAGAAAACGAUAAGUAAUGGCAAAGUUGUAAUCUCUCCCAAAUGUGGAGGUUCUUUGAUAGCUCCAAGAGUCGUUUUAACUGGAGCUCACUGUGUGAAUACCACACAAAUCCUGAAUUAUCGGGUCAGAGCUGGUGAAUGGGACUCUAAAUCAAAUGCCGAACCAUAUCCACAUCAGGACAGAGAAGUCGAAGAAAUAAUUAUGCAUGAAAAUUAUAAUUCUGGAAAUUUGAAAAACAAUAUUGCCCUACUUUUCCUCGCCACAGCAUUCGAUACGGCUGCUCCUCAUAUCAAUACAAUUUGUUUACCACCAGCCAACACAAAUUUUGACUCUUUACGUUGUUUUGCCUCUGGCUGGGGUGCGAAAAAUCAAGGAGACGAAAAUUUAACAAAUAUUUUGAAGAAGAUUGAUUUGCCAGUAGUUUCAAAAGCUAAAUGUCAAAACGCCUUAAGACAAACUCGUUUAGGACCAUUCUUUAAAUUGCAUUCCAGUUUGAUGUGUGCUGGUGGAGAAAUUGGAAAAGAUACUUGCAAAGGAGACGGUGGUUCACCAUUAGUUUGUCCAAUGGCCAACAAUUCCGAUCGUUACUACCAAGUUGGAAUUGUUUCUUGGGGUAUUGGAUGUGGUAACGAAAAUGUGCCUGGCGUAUAUGCAAAUGUUAAAGCACUUCGUUCGUGGAUUGAUGAAAAAUUAGCUAGCAAGGAUUGAAGCAAACUCCUUUUAAUAAUGUGAAUAUCUUAUAAAAAAAUCACUAUUUUUUUCUUCUCAAAUCUUUUAGCUUAUUUUUGAAUUUAGGACUUUGAAUAUAUAUAAUCUUAACUAAUAUGAGUUUAAAUGCUAUGUAUGUCAAUCAUUACCUAUAUGUUGUUUA
Messenger RNA from Episyrphus balteatus (marmalade hoverfly), 1516 nucleotides. Its product is annotated as phenoloxidase-activating factor 2-like. The coding region runs from base 136 to 1353 and encodes 405 amino acids. Gene Ontology annotation, biological process: proteolysis. Gene Ontology annotation, molecular function: serine-type endopeptidase activity. Lineage: Eukaryota; Metazoa; Arthropoda; Insecta; Diptera; Syrphidae. The record is from RefSeq and is a predicted model, not a curated record. The transcript has 3 exons.